Molecule: messenger RNA, 2061 nt
Organism: Penicillium taxi
Lineage: Eukaryota; Fungi; Ascomycota; Eurotiomycetes; Eurotiales; Aspergillaceae
Gene: helA
Product: putative DEAD box RNA helicase HelA
Exons: 2
Coding region: 1-2061 (686 amino acids)
Cellular component (GO): mitochondrion
Molecular function (GO): ATP binding; nucleic acid binding
Source: RefSeq, a predicted model, not a curated record
AUGUUCAGCGCUGUUCGUCGAUUUGGUGUUGCCAGUGUCCUUAGGACAUCUGUGCCUCGCACUCUGUCCGCUCGAUGGGCACCACAAUUGUUGAAAUGGCAACCCAAGUCUGCGGCAUCUCCUGCCCUGGUUCGCUCGUUCCAAACAUCCUUCCCUGCCUUCAGCGAAGCCACUGCUACUCGCACAGCCGAAGAGGGUGUUGAGUCAGCUGUGCCAGAAUUUAUCACUGAGUUUGAAGAUCUGAAGACGCAGGGAUUGAUUGAUCCAACCAUCAUUCGCAACAUCGUUGACUCCAAGCGUAUGGGCUUGAAAACCAUGACUGAUAUCCAAAGUCACACCAUAAAUCAGGCACUGAACGGUGAAGAUAUUUUGGCUCAGGCAAAGACCGGAACUGGAAAGACACUUGCUUUCCUCGUCCCGACUAUGCAAAACAUUCUCAACGAUCCUACCGUUACAAAGUCCCUUGGUAACAGCCGUCGCAGCUCUGCCAACGCAUCCGAUAUCCGCGCCAUUAUUAUCUCCCCGACUCGGGAGCUUGCGGAACAGAUUGCAGAGGAGGCGAGGAAGAUUGCAUCCUCAACGGGUCUGGUUGUCCAGACUGCAGUCGGUGGCACCCACAAACGGAGCCACUUGCGGAAUAUUCAGAAUGAAGGCUGCCAUCUCCUGGUCGGCACCCCUGGCCGUAUCCAGGAUAUCUUCUCAGACCCUUCCAGCGGUGUUUCGGCUCCUCGCCUCAACACCUUGAUCUUGGAUGAGGCUGAUCGUCUUUUGGAUGCCGGAUUCUCACAGGAGAUUGCUCAAAUCCAGAAACUGCUUCCGGAUCCUCACAAGGUUGAGCGCCAGACUCUCUUGUUCUCUGCCACUGUUCCCAGUGAGGUGAUGCGGGUGGUGAAGCAGACUAUGAAGAAAGACUUCAAGUUUAUCAAAACUGUUCAGGAAAAUGAGAUUCCUACCCAUUUGCGUGUGCCGCAGAAGAUUGUGGUCAUGAACGGAUACGAAAACUGUCUGCCAUCUGUCAUCCAGAUUGCCCAGGAUUAUAAUGUACGCCGGGCGGAGGAUCCCAGCCUGCGACCAUUCAAGGCCAUUGUCUACUUCAACUGCACUAGUGAAGUUCAGCUUGCCUCUGAGUUGUUCAUGCAGCUUCCCCGUGAUCGAGGCCACACCCUUUUGGGCUCCAUGAAGUUCUACCAAAUUCAUUCGCGUCUCACCCAAAGAGGGCGUACCUGGGCUGCAGACACCUUCCGCGCGUGCAAAGAAGGUAUUCUCUUCUCGUCCGAUGUGACAGCCCGUGGUAUGGAUUUCCCUGAAGUCACCCAUGUUAUUCAGCUUGGUGUUACUCGUGACCGCGAGACUUACAUCCACCGACUGGGCCGUACUGGUCGUGCCAACAAAGAGGGUGAGGGCUGGCUCCUCAUUCACGAGGAUGAAUUCCAAAACGCUCAGCGAAAAUACCGUGACUUGCCCCUCCAAGAGGCUGACUUGGCUGCUGCCACUCAGGAUAUGAGCCAAGACGUUUCAGCUGCCCCUGAAGCCGCAAAGGAGGCUAUCGAGGCAGUCAAGUCAACCAUGGCCGAGCUUCCCACCAACGUUCGGGAGGCUACUUAUCGCUCUAUGUUGGGUACAUUGACCAUGUCCUUCUACAGUAAGCGGGUUGCCAUUGAAGCUCUUAACAACUUCGCCCUGCAUGGAAUGUGUUUGCCCGAACCCCCAAUUGUCAGCCGUAAUAUUGCAAUGAACCUUGGCCUAUCCCGCUACAGCGAAUUGAGAACCGGACAUGUUCCCCGUGAAGAUUCAGGCAGCUUGCGUUCAGGGUCAUCCCCUAGUCGCGAUUUCCGUCGUGCCACCCCAAGUGGUGAUCGUCAGUCCUUCGGUGGACGUCGUGGCGGUUCUUCUUUCGGCGGAAACCGUGAGCGUACUCCGUUUGGCGGUCGCGACAACGGCCCCCGCCGCACUUUCUCUCGUGAUGGACAGCGUGGUGACCGCGGCGGUUUCGGUCGCGGUGAUCGUGGCGAGCGCUCAUUCCGUCCCCGCCAGUCCCAUUUCGACUUUGGUUCUGAAUAA